UCACAGACCGGGAAACUAAGCUUGGGGGAAAACUAAACCAAACCUAAUACAGAAAAUAAGCCAAUCUACGUAAGUAUACUAGAUUUUCUAUCAAUGGAAUUUUUCUUCCCUGAUAGCAUGGACAUGUUCCAAGAUGACGAUGCCAGGAUUCAUGGGGCUCACAUUGUGAAUGAGUGGAUCAGGGAGCAUGAGACAUCAUUUUCACACAUGGAUUGACCUCAACAGAGUCCAAACCUCAGCCCCACUGAGAAUCUUUGGGAUGUUCUGGAGAAGACUUUGUGCGGUUCGACUCUCCCAUCAUCAAUAUAAGAUCUUGGCAGAAAAUUAAUUCAACUAUGGAUGGAAAUAAAUGCUGUAACAUUGCAGAAACUUAUCGAAAUGAUGCCACAGUGAAUGAGUGUCGUUCUCAGAGCUAAAGGUGGUGCAAUGAAAUAUAAGAGUGUGUGACAUUUUAUUGGACAGACAGUGUAGGACUGUGGUGUGUACAGCCAGUGUGGGAGGUAAUAGGACUUUUUUUUAAAAUUCAUAUUCUGUCAAGUGCACCUAUGUUCAGUGAAGAACUGGAUUUUUUGUCUUUUCUUAAAGACUGAGAGAGACUCGACAGAUUGAACAGAGUUUGGUAACUCGUUCCACCACAGGGGAACCACAGAGGAGAAGAGUUUAGCUAUCGACCAGCCCUGCUGCUGUUGUUGGUGGUUGUAUCAGGUGCCUUUUGUUGGCUGAGCAUAGUGACAGGAGGGAGUGUAGACCUGAAUGACAGAGUUCAGGUAGGAGGGAGCUGUUUUCAUUGUAUUUUGAAUGCAAAUGUCAGAGUUUUGAAUUUUAUGUGAGCAGCAGCUGGAAGCUAGUGAAGUGAUCUGAACAGCAGAGUGACCUGCUGUUUUUGGCUGGUUGAAAACCAGACGUGCUGCUGCAUUCGGGAUCAUCUGCAGACGUCUGGCCGUGCAUGUGGGGAGGUCUGCCAGCAGGUUGUACUAGUCGAUGUGUGUAUUGCAAUUCUACUACAAAUCGACCACUGUGGACUUAUCGGGACUUAUCCGUCAGAAGUCAUACAACGACUGAGCAGCCUUGGCAGAGAGUACUGUGCUCUCUAAGUGCUUUUCUUGUUUACAAAUGUAUUGAUAGACAGUGGUUCUAAAUUGCACUCAGUUGCAUCCUGUUUGUUUUAAUUAUCCUUGGGAUGUAACAAGCACUUGAUUGGAGCCCUCAUGUGGCAAACUAAAUGGAUGGAGCAGAGUUUAGAAAUCACACACCUGUAUAUAAGAUCCCACAACUGCAUGUCAGGACAAAAACUUCGAAAUUCCAAGAACUCCGUAGAUCACAGCAGUUUUAUUGUAAGCAGGUUUUAUUGACAUCAUGCCUAUAUAUGUCAAAAACAGACACAGGAAAGUGUUUCAGCAUAAGAAACUAAAAAGCAAAAAAGAGAGACAGCAGCAAUCAUUAAUUUCAGAAAAUAUUUCAAAGACAAACACGGAUCAAACAAAAGCAGGCCUAAACAAUGGGUCUUGAACUGCUUUUCAAGUGUCCACAGUGCCCACAGGUCUUAAGUUCAGUGGGAACGAGCUACAAAGUUUCAGAGCUACAAUCUCAAAAACGUCUUUUAUCUUAGCCUGGAGGGAGGGCAAAGAUGUAAAACCAUCUCUAAAGCUUUGAGUGUUCCCAGAUGAGCAAUGGUUUCAGUAACAGUAAAGUAUGAAAACACCAGGACUCUUCACAGCGUUAGGCAUUCAGUUAAACCGAGUAAAUGAGCAGGUCGCUCCUUGGUCAGGGAGGAGGCCAAGAAUCCCACUGUCCCUCUAAGAGAGCUUUCGAAGUCCUCUGCAGAGAACCUGCUGGAAGGAUGACCAUCUCAGCAACACUCCACAAUUAGAGUCUGUUAGGAGUCUGUCAAACAGCUUUUAAAGGACAUCUAGAGCAUUAAAAAAAACAUCAGUUUACCUCAUGAGUCAACAACUGAACCUAUAUGAACAGAAAUUCAAGCACUAUGCCUAGCAAACACCAGACUCUGCUCAUUACCUGCAAACCCUGAAGAAAAGCAUGGUGGUGGCAGCAUCAUGCUAUGGAGUUGCUUCUUAGCAGCAGGGACUGGGAGAAGAACUGAAGGGAGAUUCAGUGCAACCAAAAACAGAGAAGACCUUGAAGAAAACCUGCUCCAGAACACAGUAACCUGAGACUGGGGUGACACUACCUAUUAGCAAGACAGGGAACCAAAGCAUACCGCCAAGACAAUGUUCGGUGGCACUGUCCAAAAACAUGCUCAGGUUAAUUGGUCACUCUGAAUUGUCCGUAGGUGUGAAUUUGAGUGUGAUUGUUUGUCACUCUGCCUUCACCCUUAAUCAGUUGGGAGAGACUCCAGCCCCCGACGACCCUAAUAAAGACUAAGCGGUGUUUAAAUAAUGGAUGGAUAGAAGCAUGUUUUUGGACUGUGGGAGGAAGUCGGAGAACCCGGUGAAAACCCACAAAUGCACAGUGAGAACUUACAAACUCCAUGUAGAAAGAUCCCAGGUCCAGGCCAGGAUGCAAACUGGGCAUCUUCUAGCUACAGUGCUAACCACUGAGCCACUGUGCAGCCCUCUGUAGCACUGUGCCAUUUCAAUAAAGUUGUUUUUUAAGGCGGACUGUCAUAUUCACUGGUCAAAGGCGUGUCACUGUCUGAUCACUGUCCCUUAAAGCCACACCUGACCAGGCUGUGGGUUAAAUUAUGGCUUAAAAAUUUAUCACCAGUUGAACAUCUCAAAAACAUUUUGAGCACAAUUUGCUAAUUUAACCCAUUUCUACUGAUAGAAAUUCAAUUUUUAAGUUUUUCCCCAAGAUUGAAAUAAGACCCUUUUGCAUAUUGUCUUUUCUUUUCUUGUGUGUACUGUUAUUAUAUGAAUACUAUAUUAAGUUGGAAAAUUUGAUCUCCUAAUUAAGAUCAUAUGAUGAACUGUCGGAUUUUCACAUUAAAGCUAUACAGUCUAUAUAAUCAAAUAUACAGAGAUUAUUGUGAAAGUUUUUGCCAGUAGUGACUGACCCACAGAUUUCUCCUGACGCUGUUGUUCCUCUCAGCUCUACAGGGCAUUUUAAUGUUUCAGUGCAAUGAUUUGGUGUUACGAUCUGCACCUUUGCUGUUUUCUUUCCCUCCUGUUUCUCUUGUCAGCCCCUUGUCUAACAGAAAGUUGUUAAAGGUCUAAAAACAACAGGUUAUAUUGGCAUAACACAACAGUACUACUGACAAAAUCCAGAGUCCUUACUACUUUGUGUUUUGUCGAUGUCGGACCGUGUUUUCUGCCAUUCCUUCUUUCUCUUUGCUCGGUGAAGUCCUGUGGGUUUCUGUUUCAGCGAGUUGUUCAACCAAUGCAGUGACCUUAAGGCUUUAAGCAGAUGAGCAGCUUUUUUUGAAUGUCUGUGACAAUUCUAGCCAAGCGUGGGAGAAGGAGUACAAGAAUAAUCAAUAAUAUAGUUGUAUGGAAGGAAUAUUGUGCUAUGGUUGAGUUAGGGGAUUUGUCUGUAAGAUCUACAUUUAGUGCUGAAGUUGAAAGCUCUUUUUGUCACAAAGCUCUUUUUGCUCACAAAUUGAACUAGCUAUUGUUCCUGUCAAAUGUUUACCAAGAAGCUAACAAUUCACGUGGAAGGAUUAAUUUAAAAUACCAAAAAGGAGAGAGUAAUCAGUUGGUGAAGAACUCUUGAAGGAAUGAAAAUUUCUGUAAUCAUUUUGGAAAUCCUCAACAAAACGAGACACUACUUGUCCUCACAGAAUGUUGAAUAGAUGCAUUCAUCGUGAUACCAAUUAACUGAAGCACUUCACCGAAUGGACUGCACUUCAGGUGUAUUGUACAAAAGGGAAUAAGAUCCUUUUUGCAUUUUAUUUUUCUUUAACGUAUAAAAUAAAAGGGAAUAACAUGUACUUGAGUUCCAGAGAAGGAGAGGAAGUUUUUAUAAUGUUAACUCCAGAUCAGGUUUAGAAAAAGCUCCUUUUUGCAUUUGAUUCCCUUCUAAUGGAAUCAAAUGCAAAAAUGUGGUUUCACACCUCCAACUACAUGCUCAGCUCCUUGAUGUUUGAUGAGGUGGAGUGCAAAGUCUUUAUCCACAUCAACUGCUACAACAUGCUCACCAGCAUCUUCACCUUGACCGUGAUGAGUGUGGAGGCCUUGGAUUUCCACAUGCCUGUCAAGGCCGAGACAAUCAAUGUGAUGAUAAAAUCCAAAAAGGAAUUUAUCCUUGACCUCAUCUGCUGGGGGUAAUACAGCAAGCAUUUCCUCUCCUCCUCUGGAACGCGAAUUUAAAAAAAAAAGAGCCACAGGAAGAAGCAGAUUGUAUCUCUGCAUAAACAGACCUUUAGCACUGCAUUGUUAAGAUUCUGGGUAAAUAAAGUAAAUGUGUUUUUCCUCCACUGAAUCCCUCAUGAGGAAAGAUGUGAAUGUGUGUUAAAUAUUUGCAGUGACAAACACAUCCAUCUCUAAAAGUCAAGCAUGUACAGUCUCUAACAAUAGAAACACACCUACAUGAGGGUUUUGUCACUCAUGCAACAGCUGGCCAUGAUGGGUCUCUAAGCAACAACUGUUAGUGCAUGAAACGAGGGAAAGACAAGAACAAUUACGUGCUGGUUGAAAUCUGUUUCCUAUAUGUUGGGGGAGAAAAAGAGGAAGAGCCGGUGAUUUCUAUCAACGAGCCUCUUCUUUAGCUGGAUUUUUUUUUUUAUUUUGAGCUUUCAGUGCUGUUUCAGUCUAUAUUAUCGUGAGUGAUUAAUAGAUGCAUGAGUUAUGGUAGAGUGAGAGUACAACAGAUGAAUGAUAGACAUUUUUUCCAUUAUAUUCCACUGAAAUGAAAGGCAACGGUGAAAAUGAGAGUCUUCUUCUAUUGCAGGACAAUAGAUUCUGACCUGAGUGGAGUCCAAACAUGCUGCUGGGAGAAUGAUUAGUUUUUCUUGGAAGCUUCCUCCCCAUGUCAGUGCUCAUCUUUGCCCAUGCUAUUUUACACAGCUGCUGCUUCUCGUUUCUGUGCUGCUGGCAUGAUGCAGAUGCAAAGAUCUGGAGGUUGCCGCUAAAUGUCCUUCAUACGUUGAUUGUCUCCUCAACAUCUAGGACUCUGAUUCUUUUUUUCUUUUUUUUUGCAGAGUUGCUAGGAAACAUUUCAUAGGUCAUUCCAGAAAUGGAGGACAUUUUACGUUCCACUUAUCAGAUUUCAAAUAAUCCAUGUCCAAAAUACUAAAGAAUGCAGUUGUUGUGUAAAUUUAAUUGUCCUGAGACCAAUUUUUUUUUAAAAAACUAGGAGAAAAUAAUGUCUGAAAAUAUCUUUUUAAAUACCAAAGCAAGUCUGGAGUUCCCCAUAAAAGGCAAUUUUUCUCUUGUCCGACCCACCUGAUGACCAAAUUGAAUCUCAAAUAAAACUGUUAAAAUUAAAUUUAAAUCUCCUUUUUUUGGUACUAUUUUUUUCAUUGAUGUCUCUUGUAAUUGUUUGAACAUAUUUUCAAUCAACAUAGUAUUUUAAAUAGUAAUUAUUAUGCAUGGAAUGUGUGUCCCUCAACAACCCUGUUAGCAUAACCUUUUUAGCUGGUAGAAGAAGAAGAAAGCAGUGAAUCACACAAUACACUGGAAUUACCAUCAUUAAACAAUUUUCCAAAAGAAUUUUGGAAAAGAAAUUUUCCAUAUUUUCAUAACAUAGUCAGCCUCAUUUAAAAAAAAAACUUUUUUCUUUACUUUUUUCCCUCAGUAAGUUUGUCCUCUUGGUCAGCAGUAACAACCAGCUAAAUAUCUAGCUUCUACUGAUGAGAAAAAGCUAACAUUAGCAUGGAUUAGCAACCCUGUUAAUGUGAUUAGAGUAGGGUUAGCAAACAACAAAUAAAGCAUGGAAUAAAAAUGGUACCAUUGAUGUGUAAGCUGAGCCAAUCAAGCCUUUCAUAGUUUAUUAUCUAUUAUCGCUGAAUAUUAAGCAUUUUGUAAAAGAGAAGAAAACUUUUGACGCCCAAAUGUCCUCCAAUUCUAGAAUGACCAUUAUAGCAGCAAUGAAGGGAAAUCUAACAUGUACAGAAAGCUGGGUGCAUGAAACUGAAGCUUUUUUUUCUCUAACAGACAGUUGAAGGUUAGUGUGACUGGAUCUGCUGGUGUUUUAGGGGGUUGUUUAUGAGAAAUGAAUGCAAAACGUAGCGAAUCUAAAUAAAGAGCGUCAAUAUUUUCAUCUGCCUGUGAUUCAUGAGGUUGGUCCCCCGCUGCUGGCUGGAUGCUCUGUCAUAUCUGUUGGCUCAGCCUCUGAUGUCAUUGGAUGAGCAGUGCGGGCUUCCAGUGCGCACCUUCGGGGACGCAGCGGCGACACGGACACUGAAUUUUCCAGCUUGCUCACCAAACUAGUCACAAACCUUCUGUUGGUGCCACAUUUCCUCCGCGCAGACCUUCCUUUAAGCUGCUCCUCACCAGGCUGGCUUCAUCCGAACGAACUUUUCAGAAGCAGAAAAGAACAGCAGUGGUGUGAGAUUCGCAUGUCUUCGGAUGUGUGAGAGCUGCUGAAGUUGAGCGGUGAGUUUACGCCUGGCAGCAGCAGCAGCAGCAGCAGCAGCGUCCGGCACCAUGGAGAGCGGCGUGGUGCACAUCUUCAAAGAGGACCGGUGUCCGUCGGGCCAGCCGGGAGAGUGCGUCCCAAACUUCACCUGGCAGCCCGGCUUAUCCGACAUCUUCAACUACACCCCCAACGGCACCUGGGAGGCUGAAGCCGAGCCCAUGUCGCCCAUCAUCCCCAUCAUAGUGGCCGUGUACUCCGUGGUGUUUGUGGUGGGCUUGGUGGGCAACUGUUUGGUCAUGUAUGUCAUCAUUAGAUACACCAAAAUGAAAACAGCCACAAACAUCUACAUCUUCAACCUGGCUGUGGCCGAUGCUCUGGUCACCACCACUAUGCCCUUCCAGAGCACCGACUACCUGCUCAGCUCCUGGCCCUUUGGUGAGGUGGCGUGCAAAGUCUUCAUCUCCAUUGAUUACUACAACAUGUUCACCAGCAUCUUCACCUUGACCAUGAUGAGUGUGGAUCGCUACGUGGCCGUCUGCCAUCCCGUUAAGGCCUUGGAUUUCCGCACGCCUGUCAAGGCCAAGAUUAUCAAUGUGAUCAUCUGGGUGCUGUCAUCGGCUGCUGGGAUCCCUGCCAUGGUACUCGGCAGCACUAACACCAAUAACGGGACUACAGAAUGUGCUUUACAGUUUCCUGAGCCCUAUACCUACUAUGACACCCUGAUGAAGAUCUGUGUCUUCAUUUUUGCCUUUGUGGCACCUGUCAUCAUUAUUACCGUCUGCUACACGCUGAUGGUCAUGCGGCUGAAGAGUGUGCGCCUGCUGUCGGGUUCACGCGAGAAGGACCGCAACCUGCGUCGGAUCACUCGUCUGGUGCUCGUGGUGGUGGCCGUCUUCGUGGUGUGCUGGACGCCCAUCCACAUCUUCAUCCUGGUCAAGGCGCUGUCAGCCAAUGUCCCUGAGACUACCGCCGUCACGGCCGCCUACUUCUUCUGUGUGGCGCUGGGCUACACCAACAGCAGCCUCAACCCCAUCCUCUACGCUUUCUUGGAUGAGAACUUCAAGAGGUGUUUCAGGGACUUUUGCUGCCCAGGAGCCCAAGGACACAGUGACUGUCAGGGAGUGAGCCGAGUCAGAAGCACCCUACGGGAUCAUUCAUGUCCUGCAGAAGCACGGGGAGGAAUGAAGCAGGCCAGGUCUGUAUGACUAGCCAUGGACAUGUCUUCGAUGCCCCAUCAGGGCUGGGAGGACUCCAAUGACCUGGGCUUGACUCAAAUCACCACUGCCAUCUGAGCAAGAGCCUAGACGGAGAGCUAGAUGGGAUUUCCGCUUCUGUUAUGUUGGUCAAAUAGUCCAAAAACAUGUUCACUUAAAGAAUAAGCAAAGUGCUAAUCUUUAUUUUCUUUUUAUUGUUACCAAAUUCAAUGAAAAGUCAGAGAAACAACAAUGAUUUCAUUCCGCUAAUUUCACACACAAUAUGUUGCCAUGAAUAUUCACUAACACACUAAACUGUAUUAAUCCACUGCUGAAAAUUGUCCCCACCAAAUCCACUAUUUACCCCAGGUUGAAAACAAUUUUAAAGAGCGUCAGACCAACAUGCUUUGGUUUUGGCUUAUUGGAUUUGUUGAGAAAACAUUAGAUAUGUCCUCUAAAAUAAACUUUAUUAUAAACAUUUUAAUCCUGUGAGAAGUAUAAACCUGUUCAGUCAUUCUAUCAUAUUUCAUUAUUUCUGCCAUUCCUACUGAAGAAAUUCAAGCAUCUAUGAGGACAUGUACUUUUCAAAUGAUUUAUGUUUCAUAUCAACACUGCAAAGAUGGAGAAAGAUGUCCAAACAAGACAAACCAAAAGUAUUUAUGUGGCUAAAUUCACAUGACAUGUAUAUUUACAUUUAAGUAAAUAAUAUAGUUCAUACAUGCACAAAAAAAUAAAUUGAUGCUGUAGGCACAGAAUGAAAAUAAAUUAUUGUCCCUGCUUAUUUAGGGAGCAACAUGCAGUACAAGCAUCCGUUUAAAGUGACAUUGUUUUUUGUGAAUCCUAGUUUUGUGCUUAGCUGGAUUGUACAUGUGUGAAUAGCUUUUUUCUCUGCAUAUUCUAACUUUGACAUGUAUGUAUGUAUAAUAUAAAAUAACCUCUCAGGGAUGAAUCCUCUAAUUCACAACUCAAUCACUGAAGGUUCUCAAUCUAAGUAUUUUGUCCCCUCAUCAGACGGCUGAAUUUCACUCGACCUCACUGUGAAAUCAGCAGCUAUUGUUCUUUGAAGGUGGACUUUGUGCUAUAAUAAACUACAAUUACUACAUCUGACGCUGUUCCACACCUUUAAGCUAUUACAGCUGUGAUGUCGCGUCUCACCAUCAAGAUGACGAAUAUUGUGCACAGUGCCAACCUGGCAUGUUCUCACCUCGUCUUAAAUGACAACUAUGUGAAAACUGGGCAGAGGGCUCCAAGGCAACUGCCAACAUGACAGUAACAAACUUCUAUUUGAUUCCAUGUUCAUUCUGUACAUUUCUGCUCAGUGUUGCAUCAUUUCAGCCUUAAAACCGUGUUGUUGUGAACUGGAAUGCUCAUGUCUGGAAGGUGAUAUUGAGCAGGUCAUUUAAAAAGCAACACCACUUUUUCACCUUUAGAUAUUCUACACUGUCUGUGGUGACUGUGCCGUCUUGAGCUGUGGUUCAUUAUAAUGAAUACAAGUCUGUGAAUACUUACAAUUAAGGGACAUUUCUGAUGAUGUAUCUUGAAUUUAUCUACUUCCACAUGAUUCUGUUGUGGUGUAUACUGCGCCUUUGUUUCAUCUUGUAAAAAACGAUUCAUGUGACUGAUUUACUGUCUUGGUUUCUUUUUUUUUGUCUUGGUUUCUUGAAUUAUUGUAGCUGUUGUUGUAGUCACCAGGUAAACCAUAUUUAAUGAAAUAUGUUCUUAGUGUAGAGUUAAGCAUUCAAAUAUUUAUCUGUUCAAAUCUGAUAGAGUAGUGAUAGCAGAAAAGUGUUUUUGUGCCUUGUUUGUGUGCCUUAUGUUUAGCCUCUAAUUUCAGCUUCUGAAAGAUCAGCGUUUAGCCACAUCCAUUUGUUUCCUUUAAGAGUGUUUGAGAUUACUGCUUGAAGUUAUUGUAGCAUUACUUAAGAAAAUCAAAGUUUUACAGAGGAUGUGCUGUACCACCAAUAGCUUGGUUGUAGUGUAGAAUUCCUCUGCUAUUCUAACUUAUUUGAUAAACAACACUGCAUUAAAUUCUAACUGUUUUUAAACAAAACAUCAGCUGAAUUCAGCCCAGGUCUGAGCCUCAUGUACGUCCAGUGUGCUGCUGCUACUGUAUCUGAUGGAUAUUUUGAUGUAUAUUUUAUCUUUGAAUGUCAAAACCUGCUUUAUACAUGCACAACUGAGUCACAAUAAAGCUGUAA
Messenger RNA from Amphiprion ocellaris (clown anemonefish), 9865 nucleotides. RefSeq names its product opioid receptor, kappa 1 (gene oprk1). NCBI's taxonomy places the organism in Eukaryota, Metazoa, Chordata, Actinopteri, Pomacentridae. Gene Ontology annotation, molecular function: neuropeptide binding; dynorphin receptor activity. The record is from RefSeq and is a predicted model, not a curated record. Gene Ontology annotation, biological process: G protein-coupled opioid receptor signaling pathway; sensory perception of pain; neuropeptide signaling pathway. Bases 6543 to 7679 code for a protein of 378 amino acids. Gene Ontology annotation, cellular component: neuron projection; membrane. The transcript is spliced from 4 exons.